Puma concolor (puma) is the source of this 780-nucleotide messenger RNA. The record is from RefSeq and is a predicted model, not a curated record. Lineage: Eukaryota; Metazoa; Chordata; Mammalia; Carnivora; Felidae.
UGCCCUGCGCGGCUGCUGGACCGACGGGCGCGCCCGGGUAGGGGGGCUCUGAGCGCGCAGUGCGGACCCUCGCGGGAACCUGCGCCGCCGCCACCAUGUCUCAAGAAGGUGUGGAGCUGGAGAAAAGCGUCCGGCGCCUCCAGGAGAAGUUUCAUGGGAAGGUAUCCUCCAAGAAGGCGGGGACUCUGAUGAGGAAAUUUGGCAGCGACCACACCGGCGUGGGGCGAUCCAUCGUGUACGGGGUAAAGCAGAGAGAUGGACAGGAACUGAGUAAUGAUCUGGAUGCCCAGGACCCACCAGAGGAUAUGAAGCAGGACCAGGACAUCCAGGCCGUGGCGACCUCCCUGCUGCCACUAACAGAAGCCAACCUCCGCAUGUUCCAGGGCUGGGCACAGAUGGGGUCCUCGUCCCCCUGCUACGGGUGCGGCUUCCCCGUGUAUCCAACACGGAUCCUCCCUCCACGCUGGGACCGGGACACGGACCGCCGCAGCACCCAUACCCACUCCUGCUCGGCCGCCGACUGCUACAACCGGCGAGAGCCCCACGUGCCUGGGACAUCCUGCGCUCACCCCAAGAGCCGGAAGCAGAACCACCUGCCUAAAGUCUUGCACCCCAGCAACCCCCACAUCAGUAGUGGCUCCACUGUGGCCACCUGCCUGAGCCAGGGGGGCCUCCUGGAGGACCUGGACAACCUCAUCCUGGAGGACCUGAAGGUGGAGGAGGAGGAGGAAGAGGAGGAGGAGGGCGAGGGUGGGCAUGGGGAGUGACCCCGGACAGGUG